CUUGGGGUUAUUGGUGCUGUAUUUGUUGGGUUUGUCUUUCAUAAGCCUGUCUAUAAGUUUGAUGAGUUGUCGGGGGAUGAGCAGGUAUUGGUCAUGAACUCUACGGUUGUCUAUAAAAAUGUUGAUGUUAGGUUCAAGGAUUUAUUUGCUGAUGGGUCAGUUGCUUAUGAGAAGCUUACAUCUGAUCAUAUUAGUCAGUUUCUGGAAGGGAUGAAGCUUGACUUUGAGGAUCCUUAUUUGCACUACCUAGACGAGCUUGUCAUCCAUGAUUGGGGGAAUCUGACGGAUAAGUUGAGGGAUAAAUUCUUAACCUCAAACUUUACAUUUCAAAAUGAGAGCGUCAGGUUUAUGGACCUUCAUGGACAUGCUGUUAGUUCCUUUAAAGUUCUGUCAUCUCAGAAUAUUGUUGAUGUGCUGGAUGGCAAGCAGCUGUUGGUCAAUAAAAUGAUUGAGAAUCGGACGGAAUUUUAUGUCGAGAGGAUUUUUUGGAAUGAAGACAUUCUUGAUAUUUACGGGCUGUACACAAAAGGGAACUUCAAGGUUAGUGACUGGGAGAAGGAGGAAAAGUUUAGGGAAUUUUAUGAUCAAUUUGUUGGACAGAACUUCAGUGACUAUAUCCAAAAGAUUGGUGAAUCUAAGAGAUUUGCUCAGUUGAGGUUAUUUUUUGUGUCCAGGUCUGAUAACUCCUUCGAUGUCCUCCUUAAUUUCUCAUCAUUCCACGACAACUUCGAGACAAUCCUCAAAUCCUCAGAAUCCAAAAAAAUCUUCAUCCUGUCUUCAGAAGCUGGAACCGGUAAAACCAUAAAUUUUGAGCAAUUUGCCAUGAGAAUCAAGAGGAAGUACCCAACUAAAUGGGUAUCCUACAUCGACCUUAAAGACUACACAAAGCUAUAUUCAGAAAAUGACACAGUUAAGGAUGUUGAGGCUCUCCUGUUCAACAUCCUAGACUUAACCUCAAAAUCACUUUUCGAACAAUCAAUCUUCCAUGAACUUUACAAUUCAGGCUCAGUUGUGCUGCUUUGGAAUGGAUUUGAUGAAAUAUCACCGGCCUACAAUAAAUUUAUACUUGACACAUUUGUGGCUAUCCAAAACAGCACAUCUAAUGUCCAAUUUAUAUGCACAAGACCACUUUAUAGCCAACAGCUUGUAGAAGCUAUGAAGGUCCUUCCAUACACACUUGUGUCAUUUAGUAAAGACCAGCAAGAAGAGUUUCUCAGGAAGUUCUUUAUGUCCAGAAAUAUUGAGGAUAUUCACAUCCAUAGCUACAUCAAUAAAACCUUAAAGAUCGUAAAAUCCUUAAAAGCUAAGACUUCAAUAGCCAAAACAACAGAAGACUUUAACACGCCACUUAUGCUGGAAAUGAUCGCUGACUUAAUCUCAGACAAUGCCGACAUCUUUGAGUCCGAAAAUCUUUACGAAAUUUACCGAAAGUUCGUCAAGAAAAAGAUUGAAAUUUGGCGCAAAAAGAGCGAGUUUGCCUACAAGUUUCUCGGCGAUUCAGUGACUGAAUAUCGGAAAUUUGACAUGCUCGAGAUGUACCAAAUGUUUGCCUUAAAAAGUGAGCUCAGAUCCAUCAGCCCAUUCACACACUUAACAGCCGGAAAACUCAAAAUCAUGCGACAAAAAGUCCCAAAGGAACUGACGAGCGUCGAGAUCUCCAGGAUGGGAAUUUUGUACAUUAACGGUCAAAAUGAAUUUAAAUUUUCCCACAAAACUUUUGCUGAAUUUUUUGUUGCUCAAUUUUUUAUUGAGAAUAUUUACAAUGCUGAGGUUGUGGACGGCGAGGAUGCUCUGGUGUUGUUCCACAAUUUCGAGUAUGUGACUGAAUAUUAUGGACUUGAUCAGCUGAUGACUACGAAUUUUAUGAUUUCAUAUCUACAGACACAAGAUGGAGUUGCUAGCGACGGAUUUGAGCCGAAAAUUGUUGAAAUUUUUAAGAAAAAAUUUAAAAGAAUUUUUUUCAAUAUUUUAAGGGACAAGCGAGUUGAUACCUUUAAAUUCUUGUUUGAGUUCUUUAAAAAGGAUCACAAGUUAUUGGUUGAGCUGCUUGAAGUAGAUGAGGCUGAGACUCUAUACACAGCAGCCUACAAUUGUGCUUACUUUCCUGACCAAAUUGACAGUUUUGAUAGGAAAAUUAUUAAGGAUUUGGGAAGGAAGUACUUGAGUAAGGAUGAGUAUGAGAGGUUUGUGACUGGAAGGGAUCAAAAAGGAGUGAUUUUGUAUGGAUUGUAUGUGUUUAAUAGGCAGGAUGUAGGCAAGACUGGAGCUAGAAGAGUGUUUCAUGAUGAGUAUGAUUUAGAUGAAAAGAUCCUCAAAAAUGAGGACAAGAUUGUUGUUUUUAAGAAGAUUGUGAAGCUGUUGACCAAAAGUGAGGUUAAGGAGCUUCUAACCUCAAUAUCCAGUCCUAUAAACUAUAAAGAAUUCGACUUGAUUGUCCAUCCAAAAUUCUGGAAUAUUUCACAAAAGUUCUUAUCAGAACAAGACCAAAAACAGCAAAUAUCCAGCAUAUUCUACGGAUUAUCAAGGCACAAUGACCCAGCUCCUUACCUCCCGUCCUUGAUCUCUAAGACAGUCAACAUCCUAACACCUUCAGAAGUCCACAAACUCUUUAAAUCCAAGAACAUCCUCCACCGAUCAGUCCACAAUUUUGAACCAUUUUGGAACUUUUUCGUCAACCAGACAACAGCCGACCAACAAACAGACAUGCUGAACUUAGAAAUUGACGGGGAGUGCUUCUAUUACUAUCUUUACUCGCCCAACCAAAACUGUUACUUUUACCCGCCUUUUAAUAUCUUCCAUGUGACUCUAAUCAGCCAAUAUCCAAGCAGCUAUGACUCCUUACAAGCAUUUGAAUUUAUCAGGCAAAUUUAUGAGAAAUAUUUCGAUAAAUCUGAGAUGCAGGACAUGAUUCUCGAUUCUAAUGACUUUAUGCCUUACAUGAUCAGGUUGACACCAUUUGAGAGCUGCGAGCGGUUUGUAGAAUUUUUGAGGGAUUUAUUUAAAGGAAGUGAAGGAAAAUUGAAGGAAUUUCUGCUUAGAAGAAUUAAUCCGACUAGCUUUAAUAUUUUUGAAUAUUUGGACAACAUUGGGGUUGAGAAUAUUAGUAAGAAUGUUAAGUUGCUGUCCGAUAUGUUAGAUUACAUUGAUAAGUUGUAA
Molecule: messenger RNA, 3156 nt
Organism: Chironomus riparius
Lineage: Eukaryota; Metazoa; Arthropoda; Insecta; Diptera; Chironomidae
Source: the annotation of a GenBank genome assembly